CAAGUGAGGUUGACUCGUGACUUCCCAACGUACGUGACAGAUGUGCUUUCCGAGCGCUUGACUAGACCGGAAACAUAAAUGCGUAUUUCAAAAUCUAAAUUCAACUGUUGCUUGUUGAAUAUUUAAAAAAGAUAGCAAGUAAUUACCAAUAGCUUUAAAGCAGGAUUUUUAAAACCACCAUGUUGUUUGUGUAGCCCAAUCAUAUUUAUUUGGUUGCAUUUUCCUUUUGAGAUUAAAUGUUUUUGUUUAAAAUGACAUAUAUAAUGUAUUUUCGCUGUAUAUCCACGGUUAGGUUUUAAUUAGGAAUCCUUGCGUCCUAACUAAAACAAUCAACGAUCAAUUUCUAUCAGACGAGCACGUCUAUACUUGGGAUUUAUUUUGAAAAACGCGAUGACAACUCGCAGUGGGAGACUCAAACUUGACACUUAUUUGACAGAACUGAAUUUAUGAACAACAUUGUCGACACAGGAAUACCAAUUGCAUAAUUAUUGCUCCACGAUAAGCCAUAAACCCGCAUGGACAAGACGCCUUCGCCUCGCUCCAUGUCCUCCGGCCCGAGACCGAUGUCUGCUCCGCCGAGACGGAACCGUCGACCCCGAGCGUCCGAUUGUCAACAUUACCGGGGAUGAAUGGUGGUGGUGCGUCACGUCAACAUUAACGCGUCAAAAUGAGGCUUUUCAUGUCUCUGUUGAAGAACACCAACCCCAAAGUGGAGUAUUAUUCCAGGUUCUCGCCGUCUCCACUGUCCAUCAAGCAGUUUUUGGAUUUCGGCAGUCAGAAUGCAUGUGAGAAAACGUCGUACAUGUUCCUGCGUAAGGAGCUGCCAGUGCGCCUGGCCAACACCAUGCGAGAGGUCAACCUGCUGCCCGAUAAGCUACUCAGCCAGCCGUCCAUCCGUCUUGUUCAAAAAUGGUACAUGCAGAGUUUUGUGGAGCUGCUGGAUUAUGAGAACCGUAAACCAGAGGAUCCUCAUGCUCUGAAUGACUUCCUGGAGCUGUUGAUCGAGAUCAGGAACCGUCACAACGACGUGGUUCCGACAAUGGCGCAGGGCGUCAUCGAGUACAAGGACAAGUUUGGUUUCAACCCCUCCGUUAGCAGCAACGUCCAGUAUUUCCUCGACCGCUUUUACACCAACCGCAUCUCCUUCCGCAUGCUCAUCAAUCAACAUACUCUCCUGUUCGGCAACGACACCAACCCGGCUCAUCCCAAGCACAUCGGCAGCAUCGAUCCGACCUGCUGUGUGGCUGAAGUUGUCAGUGAUGCAUAUGACACGGCCAAAAUGCUGUGUGAAAAGUACUACUUGGCUGCUCCUGAGCUCCGCAUUGAAGAGUUUAAUAUGAAGACCCCCAAAAAGUCCAUCCAGGCUGUGUACGUACCAUCUCAUCUAUUUCACAUGCUGUUUGAGCUCUUUAAGAACUCAAUGAGAGCCACAGUGGAACUUCAUGAGAACAGCACUGAAGGUUUACCACCUGUGAAAGCAAAAGUCACUCUUGGUAAAGAGGAUCUUUCCAUAAAGAUCAGCGACAGAGGAGGAGGCGUUCCUCUGAGGAAGAUCGACCGGCUUUUCUACUACAUGUACUCCACUGCCCCGACGCCCAGCCUGGAGCCAGGCGCAGUCCCGCUGGCUGGUUUUGGCUACGGUCUACCCAUUUCUAGGCUCUAUGCCCGCUACUUCCAGGGGGAUCUGAAGCUCUACUCUAUGGAGGGUGUGGGCACUGAUGCUGUUAUCUAUCUGAAGGCCCUGUCAAGCGAGUCCUUUGAACGGCUUCCCGUCUUCAACAAGUCAGCAUGGCGACACUACACCACCAGCCCCGAAGCGGACGACUGGAGCAACCCCAGCAAGGAGCCGCGUGAUGCCAGCAAGUCCAAAUACAAGACCAGCAGAUAACUCGCCACACUCCUUCACAAAUGAACCAGUUUAGCAUCAGACUGUCUUAUAUCGUGGUGGCAAAUGUAGACCACAUCCUGCAAAGUCUCUUUUUCUAUAACUCCAUUUCUUAAUAACUGGUGACGCCUGGUCAAAUGUUCUUAUGUUUCAUGUGCUGCUUAGCCUACCUCAGCUUCGCACAUGGCUCCCUGUGCCUCAGUGUGUCAGUGUGUAUCUCUUCAUCGUUCAAAAGGGCGUUUUUACUUCUCCCCGCACACCCCGGCUUCGAGUUUCAGUGGCGUCGUCCUUUCUUUGAGAGAUACGUUUGGCUGGACACACAAGAAGGUCAGUGAGACGGGAGUAGUAGUCUUGUUUCAACCUGGGAGCAAAGUCAUAAAUGAGCAGAGAGGAUUCUGCUUCCCCAAUACACAAAGUUAAGCCUUACUACUUAAUUUUUAGGGUGGAUGUUUUGGUCUGGGGUCCCUCAACGUCCUUUUGCAAUGUUGGUAGGUUGGUCAUGUGCCAAUUUUGCUCUGUAUGGCCAUUUAGCCAAUAUGAAAGACCAAAAGGUGAAAUAGCAGGUGGAUUUGGAGGAAUCUUAAAUUGAAGGCAAUGUGCUUUUUAUUUUUAUUGUUGGGAGUGAAAAUGACAAGGUGCAGAAAAAGCAUCGUCAAACUGGUUUUAUGGUCUAUGUUGUAACAGCAAACACACCACCAGUAAACAUUUGUUUCCAGCUUUGUGCUGCUGUAUAGCUUUUCCUUUAAUUGUUUUUAUUCAAAAGAAACAAAUUUCUCUUAAUCAGGCAGCACACCAAGCCUGAAGGCUUUGAAGGCAGCAGAGACAAAUGCAGCAUCUACUGAAUCAAACAGUACAAAAGAGUGCACUUUACUAACCUUACACCUGCGGUAAUUCUACUUGAAUAAGAGUUUAAUCGACCAUGAAGAUUUCUAAUGCAAGGUUUUUGGAAUUUCUGUAAUAAUGGAAGAUUGAAAAUGGUUAAAAGAACAAAUGUCGAGUUUGUGAUAUGAAGGCCAGUUUAAGCCUUACUUCCAAUUGUUAUUCAGCCUGUUCCAUGGAUGUUUAAAAUGAAAUCCAGUGUAUAUAUACACCUAUGAAUAAUGUAUUUGUUGCUGAUGUAUGCCGGUGAGGUUUGUAUUUUCCAUCUCGCGUUGUGUAUUUCUGUGCAUGAAAUGGGAUGGUGCAGACAUGGAAUCACAAACCAAAAAGAAUGACUGAGCAGAGAUGUGAUUCAGCGUAAGAUUAAUUCACAUUUUGUCAGACAUGACAAUAAAAUUAUAGAUGUGUGUGA
Molecule: messenger RNA, 3176 nt
Organism: Syngnathoides biaculeatus (alligator pipefish)
Lineage: Eukaryota; Metazoa; Chordata; Actinopteri; Syngnathiformes; Syngnathidae
Gene: pdk3a
Product: pyruvate dehydrogenase kinase, isozyme 3a
Exons: 11
Coding region: 668-1888 (406 amino acids)
Biological process (GO): protein phosphorylation; regulation of glucose metabolic process
Cellular component (GO): mitochondrion
Molecular function (GO): pyruvate dehydrogenase (acetyl-transferring) kinase activity
Source: RefSeq, a predicted model, not a curated record